AUGGGGGAGUUCAUCCGGUCGGCCUUUGGUUAUUUCGGAAACUCUGGGUCAACCAACAAAGAAAAUGAACUGGUUGGUCAGGUCAUUGAAGUAGGAAAAAACAAUUACCGAAUCAAACGAGUAAUCGCAGAGGGUGGAUAUGCUGUUGUGUUUGAGGGCAUUGACACUACAAAGGGAAAGUCUGUGGCCAUAAAACGUCUCCUUGCUCACGAUCAAGAGACGUCUAAAAACAUCUUAAAUGAAAUCGGUGUGCUUAAAAAACUUAACGGGGAUCCUAAUAUAAUCGGGUUCCUCAGUGCAGCAUCUGUUGGAAAGGAGAAGUCAAAACACGUUGGAACAGAAUUUCUGAUAGUCACCGAGUUCUGUUCGGGUGGAUCUCUCCCCGAUUACUUACCGACACCCCAUCAUCAGCCACCGCUUGCGCCAGAUGUUGUCCUUCAAGUUCUGUACCAGGCAAGCCGGGCUGUUCAGCAUAUGCAUAAGCAGUCUCCUCCAAUCAUCCACAGGGAUUUAAAGGUCGAAAACCUGCUACUUUCUGAUAUCUACACAAUCAAGCUUUGUGACUUCGGUAGCGCCUCAAUACAGACCUAUUCUCCUAACAUAUCAUGGUCCGCGGCUGAACGUGGGAAAGUCCAGGAAGAUGUAAGUAUUAAAGUAAAAUAA
Molecule: messenger RNA, 663 nt
Organism: Dibothriocephalus latus
Lineage: Eukaryota; Metazoa; Platyhelminthes; Cestoda; Diphyllobothriidea; Diphyllobothriidae
Source: the annotation of a GenBank genome assembly